Puntigrus tetrazona (Sumatra barb) is the source of this 5437-nucleotide messenger RNA. It is a transcript of the gene eif2ak4, whose product is annotated as eukaryotic translation initiation factor 2 alpha kinase 4. Gene Ontology annotation, biological process: regulation of translational initiation by eIF2 alpha phosphorylation; DNA damage checkpoint signaling. The transcript is spliced from 39 exons. NCBI's taxonomy places the organism in Eukaryota, Metazoa, Chordata, Actinopteri, Cypriniformes, Cyprinidae. The record is from RefSeq and is a predicted model, not a curated record. Gene Ontology annotation, molecular function: eukaryotic translation initiation factor 2alpha kinase activity; ATP binding; protein binding.
AUACAAUGGUGUUGUCAAAUAUAAAUAGUUGGCGAUAAGACUCUUAAAGCUGGCGAAGUUUCCCGGAUGUCUUUCGGGGCCCGGAAACCACGGAGGAGCCGCAGCGCCUCUCAGCGGCGCGAUGACGUAGCGCGCGGGCGCCCCGUACACGUCAUCAGCGCGAGACGCUGCCACGCGACGCUGUUUUGGUGCGAUGGCUCCGCGCGAGGCGUUUUAUUAGCGGUUUUUCGGGGCCUCGCGGCGCGCGUCGGUGCUCGGCGAUGCUGGAGAGGAGAGUCCGCGAGCUCGGGCUGCAGGAUGACUGAUCACUCUCUUCAGCAGGAGAACGAGCUGCAGGCGCUCGCGUCCAUUUACGGAGACGACUUCCGAGACAUCCGCGCGGAACAGCCCUGGAAGGUCAGACGUCCUCCAGAGGUUUAUCUGUUCCUGCGGCCGAAGGGACUCGGUCACGGACAGACCAGUUACGUCUCGGUGGACCUGCAGGUCAAAUGUCCUCUGUUAUAUCCUGACGUGCCUCCAGAGCUGGAGCUGAAGAACGCUAAGGGCCUGUCCUACGACAAACUAGAGCGCCUCCAGAAAGAGCUGGGUGAACUGGCCCGAGACCGCUGUGGAGAGGUGAUGAUCUACGAGCUGGCAGACUUCGUCCAGGGUUUUCUGACGGAGCACAACGUUCCUCCCUCGAGCUCCUUCCACGAGGAGAUGCUGAAGAACCAGCGGCGUCUGCAGGAGCGUCUGGCUCUGGAGGAGCAGCAGAAGAUCGACCAGCGCCGCAGACAGGAAGAGCAGAUGCAAAAUGAGAUUCUUGCAGAAAUCCAGAGGAGAGAGGAAGAGAGACGAGAAGAGAAGAGGAAGAAGGAGAUGGCCAAACUGGAGCGUCUGGAGAGCGCCGCUAUCAGCAUCCCUCCGGCUCUAGAGAGACAGGCCUCCUCAGGGUCACCCGUGGAUCUCUGUGAGAGCAAGAAAACACUGACCAGCAGACGCAGAACCACAUCCAGCAGCAGACACAGACGAGACACAUAUAAUGAAGAUAAUGCACGGCAGCAGGAAGUACUUCACUUCAGCAACAGCUUCCUCGGGGAGGUCGUAGUUCACAGAGGGAAGUGUAUUGGGGAGAGCGAGCGCUUGGGCUGCAGUGUGUAUUACGCGUUCAACUCCACCUCUGGAGAUUUCGCCGUCGUCUACGAGUGGAUCCUUCGCUGGAACAAGACAGUCGGAAAGUUCUUCACCAGCCAGGAGAGGGAGAAAAUAGAGAAAUGCAAAAAACAGAUCCAGGGCGCUGAGAGCGAGCUGAACUCUCUGCUGAAGCUCAGUCAUCCUCAUCUGGUGCACUAUCAGGCUCUGAGCUGCGUGGAGCGAGAAGACUGUCUGGUGGUGGAUCUUCUGGCCGAACACGUGCCCGGCUCCAGUCUGUCUCAGCUGCUGUCCGGCGGCGCUCCGGUGCCCAUCGAUCAGCUGCGACGCUACGCCGCCCAGCUAGUGAACGCCCUCGACUACCUGCACGCUAACUCGGUAGUGCACAAGCAGCUGAAGGCGUCCUGCGUGCUGCUGGACGCUCGGGGAGACGUCCGGCUCGGGGACUACAGUCUGGCUAAGCGUCUCGCAGACGUCUGUAAGCAGGACAUCUUUGAGCAGAGUCACGUACGCUUCAGCGAAGACGAGCUGCCCUCGCGCUCCGGGAAGAAGGGAGACGUCUGGAGCCUGGGACUCAUGCUGCUGGCGCUCGCUCAGGGUCGAGAGGUCAAGGAGUUCCCUGUAACACUGCCAGAGAGCCUGCCCAGCGACCUGCACGACUUCCUCAACAAGUGUGUGUGUGAGAGAGAGAGCAAGCGAGUGAAUGACGCCCUUGCGUUUGAUUUUCGUUUUUAAUCCAUUCAAAAUGGGAUUUAUUUUUUAAUCGACGGCCCUAACACGUCUGUGCCGUGGUGUGUGUGUGUGUGUUCCUCAGACACGGGCGUUGAUUUCGCCUCCACGGUGGUCCCUCGCAGUCACCUCCUGAGCGCCCCCUUCAGUACGGAGGUGCAGAAGCAGUUCUCACGCUACUACAACGAGUUCUCGGAGCUGCAGCUGCUGGGGAAGGGAGCGUUCGGAGCCGUCAUCAAGGUCCAGAACAAGCUGGACGGCUGUUACUACGCGGUGAAGCGGAUCCAGGUGAACCCGGCCAGUAAACAGUUCCGGCGGAUCAAAGGCGAGGUGACGCUGCUGUCACGCCUCAACCACGAGAACAUCGUGCGCUACUACAACGCCUGGAUCGAGCGGCACGAGACGCCGGUGACCGGAGCCGUGGUCAGCGACAGCUCCGGGACGCUCAGCAGCCCCGAGAGACCGCGGCGGCCCUCGGCCCCGGAGCCCCGGAACGAGCUGGGCCUGACGGACACCGUGGAGGAGGACGCUCCUCCGCCGGCCCUCGCCAGCUCCGUGGAGUGGAGCACCUCUCUGGAGAGAUCGUCCAGCGCUAAGUGCAGCGCCGCGGACUCCACCGACGACGAGGAGGACGACGAUGAAGAGGAGGACGUCUUCUGUCCCUCCUUCCUGCCUCCUGACAGCGACUCGGAGAGCGACAUCAUCUUUGAUAACGGAGACGCCAGCAGAGACAGUCUGGAGGAGGAGCGCAGCUGCAGGAAAGCGGUGGUCCCUGAGGAGAGCUCUGAGUCGGAGCCGCUGCUGGUCGCUCAUUAUCUGUACAUACAGAUGGAAUACUGUGAAAAAAGCACUUUAAGAGACACCAUCGAUCAGGGCUUGCAUCAGGACACCAGUCGCCUCUGGAGGCUCUUCAGGGAGAUCCUGGACGGUCUGUCCUACAUCCAUGAGCAGGGAAUGAUCCACAGAGACCUGAAGCCUGUCAACAUCUUCCUGGACUCUCAGGAUCACGUGAAGAUCGGAGACUUCGGCCUGGCCACGGAUCACCCUGCUAAUGUGGCUGCAGGUAAACUGGAGGUAGAGGAAGGCAACUUGGAGUUUGUCCCAAAAUCAGAUCCAACGGAUAACAUGACCGGUAUGGUUGGUACGGCUCUGUAUGUGGGUCCAGAGGUUCAAGGAAACACUAAAGCCACUUAUAAUCAGAAGGUGGAUCUGUUCAGUCUGGGCAUCAUCUUGUUCGAGAUGUCUUACAGACCCAUGAGCACAGCGUCCGAGCGGAUAUUUGUUCUCAGUCAGCUCCGGAAGGAGUCGAUUAAUUUCCCUGAAGACUUUAACGAGAGCGAGAGUGAAACACAGAGGAAGGUGAUCCGCUGGCUGCUGAGUCACGACCCGGCUCUGCGUCCGACGGCGGUGGAGCUCCUGAAGAGCGAUCUUCUCCCUCCGCCGCAGAUGGAGGAGUCGGAGCUCCACGAGGUGCUGCAGCACACCAUGGCCAACGUCGACGGCAAGGCCUACCGCACCAUGGUCAGCCAGCUCUUCUCCCAGAACGUCUCGCCCGUCACCGACUUCACCUACGACAUCGACAUCCACAAGGGCAGUUUUCACUUCAGCACGGCUAAACUCCAGCAGUACGUGUACGAGACGGUCACCAGGACCUUCAGACGUCACGGUGCGGUUCGUCUCCAGACCCCGCUGCUCUUGCCCAGGAGCAGACGUCUGUAUGAAGGAUGUGAGACGGCCUGUUUCAUGGAUCACAGCGGCAUGCUGGUCUCUCUGCCGUACGAUCUGAGGCUGGCGUUUGCUAGAUUUGUGGCCAGAAACAACAUUUCUCAUCUCAAAAGGUACAGUAUAGAGCGUGUGUACCGGCCGAGGAAGCUGGACCGAUCUCAUCCCAGGGAGCUGCUGGAGUGUGCCUUUGACAUCGUGGUUCCUAUCAGCCACAGCCUGCUGCCGGACGCCGAGGCCAUCUUCACGGUGUCUGAGGUGGUGCAGGAGUUCAGCGCGCUGCAGGACAGAAACUACACCGUCCACCUGAACCACACGAGUCUGCUGAAGGCCGUUCUUCUGCACAGCGGCGUCCCUGAAGACAAGCUCACGCAGGCCUCCAGCAUCCUGUGUGACGCCAUGAGCGAGAAACUGACGAAGCGCGAGGUGGAAGCCAAGUUCUGUAACCUGUCCUUGUCCAACAGCAGUCUGCAGACGCUGUAUAAGUUCAUCGAGCAGAAGGGGGAUCUUCAGGACCUGCUUCCUCUCAUAAACUCACUCACUAAACAGAAGAGUACAGCCGUGGCUCAGAUGGCCAAACAGGGCCAGAAGGAUCUAGAAGAGGUCACGAACCUCCUCAAGAAGCUGGCCAUUAAACUACAGGUGGUGGUGAACCUGGGUUUGGUCUAUAAGGUGCAGCAUCACUGCGGGGUCAUCUUCCAGGUCGUGGCGUUCAUCAAGAAACGUAAACGCACCGUUCCUGAAAUCUUAGCGGCGGGCGGACGCUACGAUCAUCUGAUCCUGGAGUUCGGGGGUCCGGCGGUGUCCGGUCCCGUCCCGUCAGCCGUCGGCGCCAGCAUCGCUCUGGAGAAGAUCUGCUCGGCCGUGGCCGGUCAGGAGGAAGCGCCUCUGGUCAGCUCCUGUGAUGUUCUGGUGGUUCCUGUGGGUCAGUCGUCCACCGGCAGAGCCGUUAAAGUCACUCAGAAGCUCUGGGCGGCCGGGGUCUCCUCAGACAUCGUCUACGACGUCUCGCAGUCGCAGGAAGCUCUUCUGGAGCACUGCAGGCAAGCUGGAAUCACAUUCAUGGUGCUGGUGUCGGAUAAAGAAGGAAAUUACCUGAAGGUGAAGUCCUUCGAAAAAGACCGUCAGUCAGAGAAGAGGAUCCCCGAGUCGGACCUGGUCGAACACUUCAUCCAAAAGAGCCGGACCAAACUCUCUGAAGAGAGAAACAGAGAGAUUUCUGAGAGCGCUUCUCUCCAGAAUCCAAAGGGAUCAUUACUGGGAAACUCAGGACUGUCUGAGUCUCACGGGAGCAACUCCAUCAUUUCCAUGAACGUGAACCUCGUACCGCCUGAGAAAAUCUCGGCCAGCUCCCGGCGGAGAUACGAGACGCAGAUCCAGACCCGACUGCAGAAUCUGAGCAGCAACUUGCAGAGCAAGAGCAACGACAUCGAAGUGCUGGCUGUCGAUCUGCCCAAGGAAACCCUCAUCAACUUCCUGUCCCUCGAGUUUGAUGGAGAGGAGCAGUUCAACAUCAGCGUGAAGACUCUUCUCUCUCGGCUUCCCAAACAGAGGUAUCUCAAAAACAUCUGUGAGCAGAUCUACCACUUCAAGAUCUCCAAGAGGGUGGCUGUGGUGGUUCUUUACAGCUACAGAGACGAUUAUUACAAGAUCCUGCUCUGAUCUGAUUUCACUGAACAUUUUAAAGCUUUACAGAUUCUGUCGUUAAACACAGCCGUGUUUUUUUUCGACGACGGGUUCGAUGCCAAAGGCUGAUGAAGGGUCCAGUCAUCAAUCAUAUUUUUAACGAUUCCUGUGAAAUCACGAUUAAAUACUGUACAGUCCACAACUGAAGGAAAUAAAGUAUUUUCCUGUA